AUGAGCAAUCGAUACGUGCCCCCUGCUCAGGGCUUGGAUGAUUACUAUGCAAUCCUCCAGAUCUCACCUAGUGCAAAUCUGAACGAAAUUAAGGCAGCUUGGAGACGCCUUGCACUGGCUAAACACCCUGACAAAAACCCAUCUCCCAACGCUACUGCCGAAUUCCAACUUCUCCAAGAGGCAUACUCGACGCUUUCUGAACCGAGAACUCGCCAAGCGUACGAUGUCAAGUACCGAGAGUCCCAAAUUACCUCGGAGACCAACGACCCCCAACCUCAUUCCAAUGAGAAGAACCAAGAUGGGAACAAAGGAACUCAGUCAAUGCUCGAUAUGUAUUUCAAAAUUCAGCGAUUGAGAUCCCAGCUCAACAAGACGGGGGGAAAACUUAGAUCUGUCACUCAAUUUUACCAUGCCCUUCUGACAGAGAUACGCCGCCUGGAUGUCGAGAUUCGCGGCUUGUUGGAAGCGACGACCAUGCGGGAUGAAUCUGGAAACCCUAACUGGAAUCUGAAUUCCUCAUAUUUCGACAUGUGGAUGGAGCGAGCAGCCUACAGAACAGAGAGAGGUAUCAUUGAGUCAGAGAUGCGUCGGUACCAUGAACAAAUGUCGUCAUUGAUGUCACAAAUUACCAUGCUCUCGGCCGAAUCGAACAGGUGA
Messenger RNA from Penicillium odoratum, 657 nucleotides. Its product is annotated as J domain-containing protein. Lineage: Eukaryota; Fungi; Ascomycota; Eurotiomycetes; Eurotiales; Aspergillaceae. Gene Ontology annotation, biological process: protein refolding. The transcript is spliced from 2 exons. The record is from RefSeq and is a predicted model, not a curated record. Gene Ontology annotation, cellular component: cytoplasm. Bases 1 to 657 code for a protein of 218 amino acids.